ACCGCCAGUAUAAAUGGGACGGCUCCAGCAGAAUUCCUCACUUCGUCCCCGCUGCCCUGCCCACGCCCGGCUGGGAAGCAUGAGGGGCACGCUGCUGGCACUGGGCUGCCUCGCCCUCCUGCUCCUGGCACGGGAAGGGGAAGGGGAAGGGAACAAGGUGAGGCUCUGCGGGAGAGACUUCAUCAGGGCCGUGGUGUUCACGUGCGGCGGCUCGCGCUGGAGACGGCACCGCGACCUGCGGGAGAGUGAAAACCCCCAGCAUUUCCCGCACGAGGACGACGCUGACUUCUCACCACACCCAGAGCCGAGGCUGGGGAUCCUCAGAGAAGAACCCCAGGACGCCAAACCUGAGCAAGACUUGCAAAACACCAGCAGAGUUCCUGUGCUCAACAAGCGUGAGGCAGCCAAGCUGCUGGCCACAUCCUGCUGCAGCGUGGGCUGCAGCAGGACAGAGAUCAGCUCCCUGUGCUGAAAUGCAGCGGCUCGGUGUCACAGCCCCCAGGGAUUA
Motacilla alba alba is the source of this 508-nucleotide messenger RNA. It is a transcript of the gene INSL5, whose product is annotated as insulin like 5. The transcript has 2 exons. NCBI's taxonomy places the organism in Eukaryota, Metazoa, Chordata, Aves, Passeriformes, Motacillidae. Gene Ontology annotation, molecular function: hormone activity. The coding region runs from base 14 to 472 and encodes 152 amino acids. The record is from RefSeq and is a predicted model, not a curated record. Gene Ontology annotation, cellular component: extracellular region.